AUAUAUAGAAGAUAAUCUUAGGAAAAAAAUAAAAAGGAUCACAAUUAUCCAUUAUUAGAUUAAGGUAUUUCCAAAACCCACAUGGCACCAAGGGAUGGCUGAUAUCGUAACCAUAACGUAAUCCAAUUCCAUUACGGAUUCUUAAACCGACACAACUUUGAUAUAUAUGGAUUACCUCUAGUCUUGUUCUGUCUACGAUCUUAUAUUCUGAAACAAGAAUACCCUAGCAAGAGCUUUUUUUUUUUGUUUCACAAGAUAGGAUCAAAGAUGCAAGCAAGGAAACCCUUAUUCGCAAUCUAUGCGAUCUCUGUUCUCGCGUUGUAUCUUCUCUUCAUUGAAUCUCCAAAGUCUGUUGUUCCUGACAACAACUCACCCUUCAAACGAAACUUACCUCUCUCCAGAACCGAUGACCCCGUGGCCAUGAGUACUCGUAUCGUCAAAGUUGUAGACUCAGACCAUACCGAAAAGAAAGACUUCGAUCCGCUGGUAAAUCCAAGCGAAGCUGCCAAGUUUGUGAAUAUUGACUGGUUCACAAGAAACGUGCCUCUCUCCAGAACCACUAACCCCAUGACCAUGCGUAGUACUAGUAUCGUCAAAGUUUUUGACUCAGACCCUAACGACAAAGAGGAGUUAGAUCCGUUGGUAACUCCUCGUAAAGAUGGCAAGGUUGAGAGAAUUAUUGACUGGUUCCGAAGAAACGUGCUUCCCUCCAGAACCAAUGAUCAUGACCCCGUGACCAUGAGUAGUAGUAGUAUCGUCAAAGUUUUUGACUCAGACCCUAACGACAAAGAGGAGUUAGAUCCGUUGGUACCUCUUCCUAAAGCUGGCAAGAUUGAGAGCAUUGACUGGUUCAGAAGAAACAUGCCUCUCUCCAGAACCAAUGAUCAUGACCCCGUGACCAUGAGUAGUAGUAGUAUCGUCAAAGCUGUGGAUUGCUCCGACUGUAACGAAACAGAGGAGUUCGAUCCGUUGGUACCUCUCCCUAAAGCUGGCAAGAUUGAGAGCAUUGACUGGUUCACAAGAAACAUGCCUCUCUCCAGAACCAAUGAUCAUGACCCCGAGACCAUGAGUAGUACUAGUAUCGUCAAAGCUAUGGAUUCCUCCGACUGUAACGAAACAGACGAGUUAGAUCCUUUGGUACCUCUUCCUAAACCUGGCAAGAUUGAGAGCAUUGACUUGUUCAGUAGAAACAUGCCUCUCUCCAGAACCAAUAACGCCGUGAACAUGACCAAGAGUACUACUAGUAGUAUUGUCAAAGUUGUGGACUGCUCGGACCGUAACGAAACAGAAGAGUUAGAUCCUUUGGUACCUCCUCGUAAAGCUAGCAAGAUUGAGAGAAUUGACUGGUUUAGAAGAAAGCUACCUGAUAUGGAGAUACUGAAAUCGACUAGCAAGAGCAAGCGAUUCCAUUCUAGACUCUUUGAGCUGUACAACAACAACAACUGCUCUGCUCAGUUCUUUAUGGUUUGGCUUUCUCCUGCAAAAUCCUUUGGACCUAGGGAGAUGUUAGCUGUUGACACUCUCUUCACCACCAAUCCUGGUGCCUGCUUGGCGAUUUUGUCCAACUCCUUAGACUCCUGCAGAGGAGACACCAUCCUUAAACCAUUGAUUGAUCGAGGUUUCAACCUCAUUGCUGUAACCUUUGAUAUCCCGUUCCUCGUUAAGAACACUCCUGCUGAAGCUUGGCUGAAAAGACUAAAGAGUGGCCGCAUGGAUCCUGAUUCUGUCCCCUUGUUCAUGAAUCUCUCUGACCUGACAAGACUCGCGGUGCUCUACAAAUAUGGAGGAGUCUAUCUUGACACAGACAUCAUCUUCCUUGACGAUAUAUCAAGACUAAGAAACGCCAUUGGAGCACAGAGUAUAGAUCCCAAAACCAAGACAUGGUCAAGACUAAACAAUGCAGUGAUGGUCUUUGACAUCUACCAUCCGGUUAUGAGAGAAUUCCUACACGAGUACUCCACAUCUUUCGACGGAAACAUAUGGGGACACAACAGCCCUUACCUUGUCUCUAGAGUUAUCACGAGAGUAGGAAACAAACCUGGAUACAACGUCACAAUCUUGCCCCCGGAUGCAUUCUAUCCAGUAAACUGGAUCAAAAUCCCAAAGGUUUUCAAGAAACCUGCAACCACAAGAGAAGCAGAAUGGGUAGAGAAGACGGUAAAGGACAUGAGCAAAGGGAGUUACAUGAUUCAUCUAUGGAACAAAGUCACAAGGAAGAUAAAGAUUGAAGAAGGAAGCGUCAUGUACAAUCUAAUCUCUACUCACUGCACAGUCUGCAGAAACAUCACAAAUUCUCAUACUGUCUAAACAGAUACAAGGCUUCUAGUUUUUCAAGGAAGCGUCAUGUGUAUAGUCUCAUCUCCACUCAAUGCACAGUUCUACAGAAACAUCACAAAUUCUCCUACUUUCUAAGCAGAUACAAGGCUUCUAGUUUUUUCAAGGAAGCGUCAUGUACAGUCUCUCAUCUACACUCAUUGCACAGUCUACAGGAACAUCACAAACUCUUGAUACUUUCAAAACAGAUACAACAACGCUUCUUGUUUUUCUUUUGCUUUUUAGGUGUUCAUAUUUGCUUUUCUUUCCCUUUGUAAAAGACUCAAAUCAGAAGAAAAAAAACUGAUUCAGAGAAAAAAGCAAGCUUUCAUAGAAAGAGAGAUGUUUUAACAACAAAAGAGAGUCGCAGCAUCAGAACUAAAAACUCAAAUUAAAAUUACAGUGAGAGAGAAAAACAAGUGAAGAGAAUCUCAAAUUUCUUCUAA
Molecule: messenger RNA, 2759 nt
Organism: Camelina sativa (false flax)
Lineage: Eukaryota; Viridiplantae; Streptophyta; Magnoliopsida; Brassicales; Brassicaceae
Source: RefSeq, a predicted model, not a curated record